This is a messenger RNA of Fonsecaea multimorphosa CBS 102226, 780 nucleotides long. RefSeq lists its product as uncharacterized. The transcript has a single exon. Lineage: Eukaryota; Fungi; Ascomycota; Eurotiomycetes; Chaetothyriales; Herpotrichiellaceae. Bases 1 to 780 code for a protein of 259 amino acids. The record is from RefSeq and is a predicted model, not a curated record.
AUGCUGCUCCCAUCCGCAUUCUCGUGCGAUGGCGGUCUGCAGCCUCAAUUAAGACUUCAAAGACCUAAGCUCCAGUCUUUCGGCGCAUAUGAACCCCAAUACUCUACAAAUGCGCGCCCGAGCCCGCUAUCCUCCAGUUGCCGCGCUCUGCAGGCCAUUCUCGGAGCCCCUGGCACCAUCCAGUACCCACGACCGACUCAGCCGCUGGACUUAGGGAAUCCUUUUGCGCCCGCGGAAGAGACCAUCCCUCCCGGAGAAGCACAGACAACACCACCCAGACGCGCGAACAAGCGAGGGCGCAGUGAAUUCGAAGAGGACAUGAUUUCCGCAACAUCUACAGAUGUACUCAUGGAAGAUUGUCAGCGCACACCUCAGCCAAUUCGAACUCCGAAAAGGCGACGGAAAGUCCCUCUGUCCCUGCCGAUGGGUCUCUCAGCGGAUGAUUUCCGUGCGCUGGAGACACCUGCCGACGAGGUAGAGCUCGACAUGCCCAUAAUCAGCCCUCACGACCACGUACCCUCCGACCAAGAUUCGGCUUACGGGUCAUCCCCAUCAGUGGAUGAUGCAGAAUGGACCGAGGACGAUGACCGCAUGUUGGUAGAGACAGUGCUCGAAAAGCUGAAACUGUCAAGACGCGAUUGGAAUGACUGCGCAAGGAAACUGGGCAAGGACAGGGAUAGCCUUGGAAGAAGGUGGAGCUUGCUAGUUGGGGAGGGUAAUGUUGGCUUGAGAAGAGGUGGCAGGAUCUCAAGGACGAAUUUGGACAUUUCGAGUUGGUGA